GUAUUCAAUUGCCGGAAGUUACGUCAGGGGCUUGUCCGCUGAGAAGAAUGGCUGGGCUGCUGAAAAAGACCACCGGCCUGGUCGGCCUGGCAGUGUCCAACAAUCCCCACGAGCGUCUGAGGAUACUCUACACAAAGAUCCUUGACUCACUGCAAACUAUACCGCAGGACGCUGCCUACAGGAAGUACACAGAGCAGCUGGUCAAUGAGAGGUUCAACCACGUUAAAGCAGAGCCAGAUGUUGAGAAGCUGGAGAAGAAAAUAAACUGCGGUCAGAUUGAAGAAGUCAUUCUCCAGGCCGAGUACGAGCUGCGCCUGUCCAGGAAGAUGUCUGAAUGGAAACCAUGGGAGCCGCUGAUCGAGGAGCCUCCUGCCAAUCAGUGGAAGUGGCCCAUCUGAAUAUACCUGUUUGUAGUGUUCAUGCUGUCUGUGUGUGAGAUCCAUACCUCUGCUUCUGCUGAAGUAAUAUAUUAAAGUGUUGAAAACAAA
This is a messenger RNA of Stegastes partitus (bicolor damselfish), 488 nucleotides long. It is a transcript of the gene ndufa5, whose product is annotated as NADH:ubiquinone oxidoreductase subunit A5. Gene Ontology annotation, biological process: respiratory electron transport chain. Gene Ontology annotation, cellular component: respiratory chain complex I. The record is from RefSeq and is a predicted model, not a curated record. The coding region runs from base 48 to 398 and encodes 116 amino acids. NCBI's taxonomy places the organism in Eukaryota, Metazoa, Chordata, Actinopteri, Pomacentridae. The transcript has 5 exons.